GAAACGUCGGCGGUGUGGCAAAGGGAGGCGACGAAGAAGAAUGAGCAGAAUGCUAAACGGAAAAUAGAAGGGACGGCUUCUGUUCAGUGAAUGUUAAACCCGUUACCUCGCACCACCACGUCUGAAUUGAGCCGCAUUAUAUUAGCCUAACUAUGACAGAGCCUCAGUCAGCGCUGUUACUCAGGAGACAGCUUGCAGAGUUGAACAAAAACCCAGUGGAGGGAUUCUCAGCAGGCCUCAUUGAGGACAGUGACCUCUACAGAUGGGAAGUCCUUAUCAUCGGCCCUCCAGACACGCUGUAUGAAGGUGGUGUGUUUAAAGCUCAUCUGACGUUUCCCAAAGACUACCCACUCAGGCCACCUAAAAUGAAAUUUAUCACAGAUAUUUGGCAUCCUAAUGUUGACAAGAAUGGAGAUGUAUGCAUUUCUAUUUUGCACGAGCCUGGAGAAGAUAAGUACGGCUAUGAGAAACCAGAGGAGCGCUGGCUGCCCAUCCACACUGUGGAGACCAUCAUGAUUAGUGUUAUCUCUAUGCUGGCAGACCCAAACGGGGAUUCACCGGCCAAUGUGGACGCAGCAAAAGAGUGGAGGGAAGACAGACAUGGAGCAUUCAAAAGGAAAGUCGCCCGUUGUGUACGAAAAAGCCAAGAGACUGCGUUUGAGUGAUAUUUAUCAAGAAUCUAGCUUCAUUGAUGUUUUCAGGGUCUCCAGUUUGAAAAUCCAAAUGGCACUGUUUUCUGCACUCUUCCACCCUGACGCCAGGCUUGUCCUCCUUCAUUCUGGCCGGAACAGACUGACUCCUGUAGGAUGCAAUAUAACAUUACAGUGACUACCAGAAAAUCUCCAAGCAAAGUGCCAACUCACACAGACAAAACCCCCAGAAGAUGUUAAAACUUUUUUUUUUUUUUCAAGUUUAUGAACUGCUUCAACGUUCAGGAUGAUAUUGUAAAGACAUGUAUAUAGCACAGACUAAACCGGAUAAUAUAUAUGCUCCUUUUUUCAUCCAUCAAGACAUUUAGACCAAAUAUAUAGUGCUGGUUUGAAUAGAUUUUCCCCUCUUGAAACUCCAGGAUGCAUUAGUUAUCGUUAGGUUUCACAGGAGGUCUUAAAGAGAACAAAUCAGUGCUGCUGGAGGGAAUGUCGGCUGUGAAGACCAAUCAGGACUUCAGCGACAUGCCUGAGGAACACCACCAGACUCUAUACCCCUCCCAGAACUCUGCAUCAUACAUGUACCUGAAUCAUUUUGUUUCCUUUAGGUUUGAAGUCUUACCAUCCUGCUCAGUCGACUUGAAAAAGAAAUAUGCUCAUGGAUUUUUAUUUUUUUUGGUUUGCAUGCAAUUUUUUUUUUUUCUUUUCAAAAGUGCCUCCUAAUAAACUGCUUGGCCACUUCAUCUUGUGUUGCCAGGUGUUACACGUUGUCUCUCAUCUAUAGUAUGGUUUUAAAAGAUAGCCAGUACACAGGAAUUCACUAUAGAGUAUUGGUUACAGUCUGCUGUAGCAAAAAGCCCCUAGUGUUCAGCACACAUGCUAAGUUUUGAUUCCCUGAUGCAAUCUGAGAUCCUCCAACAGUUUU
Molecule: messenger RNA, 1572 nt
Organism: Nematolebias whitei (Rio pearlfish)
Lineage: Eukaryota; Metazoa; Chordata; Actinopteri; Cyprinodontiformes; Rivulidae
Gene: ube2g1a
Product: ubiquitin-conjugating enzyme E2G 1a (UBC7 homolog, yeast)
Exons: 6
Coding region: 153-665 (170 amino acids)
Biological process (GO): protein polyubiquitination; proteasome-mediated ubiquitin-dependent protein catabolic process
Molecular function (GO): ubiquitin conjugating enzyme activity
Source: RefSeq, a predicted model, not a curated record